Messenger RNA from Rhodamnia argentea, 804 nucleotides. Its product is annotated as serine/threonine-protein kinase/endoribonuclease IRE1a-like. The coding region runs from base 36 to 707 and encodes 223 amino acids. The transcript has 3 exons. Gene Ontology annotation, biological process: protein phosphorylation; intrinsic apoptotic signaling pathway in response to endoplasmic reticulum stress; mRNA processing. NCBI's taxonomy places the organism in Eukaryota, Viridiplantae, Streptophyta, Magnoliopsida, Myrtales, Myrtaceae. Gene Ontology annotation, cellular component: IRE1-TRAF2-ASK1 complex. The record is from RefSeq and is a predicted model, not a curated record. Gene Ontology annotation, molecular function: protein serine/threonine kinase activity; ATP binding; RNA endonuclease activity.
AAAGUCGCGACCAACUUCAGGGUCAGGAACACACAAUGGCUGGGGACUUGUUUAGUCUUGGAUGUAUAUUCUAUUAUUGCGUCACGGGUGGACGGCAUCCAUUUGGAGGAAUUCUGGAAAGGGACAUGAAUAUUUGGAGCAACCAAGUGAACCUGUCCUUUGUGAAGGAGUUGAUCCCUGAAGCUCACGAUCUUAUAUCACAUUUGCUAAACCCAAUUCCUCAAUGGAGGCCAAUGGCAUCUGAGCUGUGUUCCCAUCCAUUUUUCUGGAAAUCUAGUAAGAGGCUGAACUUUUUGUGUGUGUUCUCUGAUACUUUACAAGAAAAUCUCCGAGAGAAUUCCAAUCCAGAUCUUCUAAUGGCAUUGGAAAGCAAUAAAUCUUCGAUAUUUGAAUGGGAUUGGCCCUCCCGUUUGGAGUUUGAGUUUCGUGUUCUCAUAUCCUUCGGAGGCCAACGGAGCUAUAGUCCUUACCAUGCGAGAGACUUGUUGAAGGCCAUACGAGAUAAGUGGGACAAAAGACAGGAACUUCCAGAACCAGCUGAGGGGCUUUUUCGCAGUGAGUGUCCCGUGGGUGCACCUCUUGAUGAGUGUUACGAUACUUACUUCGCUAGAAGAUUUCCAAACCUCUUGAUAGAAGCAUACCAAGUGGCGAGGUACUUUUGCAGAGGAGAUCCAUGGUUUGAGGCAUUUAAAGAAUGUGAGGAUUGACCGUUUUAGGUUUCAAGAUGCAGUUGAAGACAGCCGAAGUGAUUAAAAACGCUUUCUAUUUUGUGCUUGCUUCUCUCGCUUGUUCUUUGAGAGAAGC